This is a messenger RNA of Olea europaea var. sylvestris, 430 nucleotides long. RefSeq names its product NEP1-interacting protein 2-like. The record is from RefSeq and is a predicted model, not a curated record. The transcript has 3 exons. NCBI's taxonomy places the organism in Eukaryota, Viridiplantae, Streptophyta, Magnoliopsida, Lamiales, Oleaceae. The annotation marks the transcript as partial.
UGCACGUACUUGUAGUGAUUAUCUUCUUUUUUUGGCUCGUAUUAGUAACAACUCAAAAUCGACAAGGAAUUGUUCACAAAUAUUACAGGGUUUUUCUGCACGCAUGUUGAUCUCGUAUACAGUGAUGAAGAAUUGGCUUUCUCGAAUUUUCUCUUGGGUUUCGACAGAACCCAUUGUUUCUGAAUCUGGGCUUCUCUUUUCAGUUAUGAAGAACGUCACUAUGGCUCUACUCACUUGCAUUUUUGCUUUAGGCGGAGCUACGAUCGGAGCAAUCACCGGAGGACUCAAAGGACAGACUACAGAAACUGGUUUUUCACGUGGUGUGGCUGUUGGUACGGUGGCGGGGGCCAUCACUGGCGUCCAAUUGAUGGAACUCAUAGUUAAUGGAGAGCCAUUUUCUAAGGUUGCACUAAUAAGUGGAUUUCUUCUU